AUGAACGAACCUGAUAGUAUUUCAUAUUUUGAAAACAAAAUAGACAAACUUAACAGUCAGUUGAACAUUCAAAGUGACAAAAUAUCUGCGUUACAACAGGAGAUCGUAUUAUUGAAACAGUAUAGUGAGUAUCAAAAUUCCAAAAUUGAUAAAGUCACUUCAUUGAUUGGUGAUUUGUUAGAAAAGAAAUCACAAGAUGAUGCUGUUUUAAACUCCAUACAAGCUUUACAAGAAGAUGUUGAUGUGAGUGAUAUUCAGGGCCAGAUGGAUCAAAUGGCACCACAUCAUAGUAUUAAUCCCCAUCAACAGCAACAGCAACAGCAACAACAGCAGCAAAUGUUGCAUAAUCAACAUCGUCAAGUUCAAAGACAACAACAACAACAACAACAACAACAACAACAACAACAGCAGCAACAACAAUCACAGCAACGCAAUCCUCAUAUUCAACAGGAUCUUUCUGGUCAUAUAGAUAGUAAUAUGGAUCCAGCUUUACACCAAGUAGCAGUUGCCACAGCUGCAGUUCAAGCUCAAGCUCAAGCCCAAGCACAGGCGCAAGCACAAGGAAACCACCCACCACCACCACAAACUAACCAACAACAACCUCAACAGCAACUUCAAGCACAAAAACUUCAAGGAUCAUCUCAAUUGCCAAUCCAAACACCACAGAAACCUAAAAAGAAGUCGACUAAGAGAAAGUCAGAAGAAGCUGGGUUUGGAAACCAGUCGGGAUCUUCUACUAAACCCCGUGUGGAAAAGAAAAUUGAAAUUGUGUUCAUCCAUAACCCAACGACAGUCAAGGAAAUUUAUGACGAAUUCUAUCAUGGUUACAAAGGUCAAGAACCUUUAUGUGGCUUGGAUUCAAAGUAUGGUAAACAUGAAUGGAGAGGAGAUUCCAGAUCGAAGGAAUCAAAGAGGUACCAAAGAAGAAAGAAAUUAUGUGAUGCAAUUCAAAGAGGAAUAUUAAAAUAUGGUAAGACAGCUGAUGAGGUAAUUGAAUACCUUGAAGACUACCGUAAAGAAAAGUCCUUGACCUGGUUGAUGAAUGGUAAUUUACCAGACGAUUUAGAUUCCUAA
This is a messenger RNA of Candida tropicalis MYA-3404, 1074 nucleotides long. RefSeq lists its product as uncharacterized. The transcript has a single exon. Gene Ontology annotation, biological process: positive regulation of ribosomal protein gene transcription by RNA polymerase II. Lineage: Eukaryota; Fungi; Ascomycota; Pichiomycetes; Serinales; Debaryomycetaceae. The record is from RefSeq and is a predicted model, not a curated record. Gene Ontology annotation, molecular function: RNA polymerase II cis-regulatory region sequence-specific DNA binding; DNA-binding transcription factor activity, RNA polymerase II-specific. Bases 1 to 1074 code for a protein of 357 amino acids.